GUACAUAAAUAAAAUCGAGAUGCGCAAUGACUGAUUAGCUAAACUUGUAUUACGAGGAUUUUCUUUAAGAAAAUUAGAUUAAAAAAUAUAUUUAAAAUUAUGGCUGGUACUAUGAGACAGCUGGAGGAGCGGCAGCUUGCUGCUGAAGUGACGACGAUGCUGUGGUCACCGAAAAUGGAUCUUUUGGCAAUUAGUAAUGUGAAAGGUGAAGUCGUCCUUCAUAGGCUCACCUGGCAAAGAGUCUGGUUGUUGAGCCCUCAGGAUGAAUCUGAUACAGUUGUCCAUCUGGCAUGGAGGCCCGAUGGCAAGCUUCUCGCAGUAUGCUAUGAGAUAUCCAAACUAUUCUGUCUCAUUGAUGUUGAAACUAAAAACAUUAUUCACAAAACUAAAUUGCCAACAAACGAAUCAAUUGUCUGUGUUAAAUGGUUGUCGCUGUCAGAAUAUGAAAAUCAAUUAGUGAAUGAUAAAACUAAUGAACCUACAGGCGAUUAUCUGCCACCUCUGCCCAGUUUAAUCAGAAGUUACAGCGCAGAGCCUGAACGCAAAGAAUUUUUGUCUCACAUUCUAGAUAUGCUCUUUAUCGGCCAGAAAAAUGGCACAGUCUUAAUGUACAUUUUUGGUAUGUUUUAUUGUGGUAUCAUAAAUAUAGGCCAUGGACCGAUUGUACAAAUUAUAGGUGGAUGUGGUGACCCAAUAUGGAUUACGUGGAGAGACAAUAAUUGUAUUAAAACAACUAGAGUAUCCUGUUCCCUACUUGAGAAGAGCAUAACAUUUCUCAAGGUUGCACAAAUUCAAGCUAAUGUAGAAUGUUUGAAAGACUAUCUCUCACGUACUUUAAUGGCCACUUGCGAAGCUUGGGAGACAAUACUUUUGGAAAUGGAUGAAAAACUCACGCGAUAUGCGGAAUCGAAUCCACCUGGUAGUAUGGCCGCAGACUUCUUAGAACUGUUAAUGAUCGGAAUACCUACAAAGAAUUUAGAACAUUUUCUACUUCGGGAUCUUACAGAGAAAGGGUUGAAAAAAUUUGGGCAUAGUAUUGAGAUGUGUUACAGUAAUAUACAGAAAUUGGUCUCAAAAAAUUUAACUAGCGUCGGUAUGGCCUUAGUUUAUCAGUUAGCCGAAUUAAGAGGCAUGGUAAGAGUAGGUGGCACGUACGAAGCGCUAGGGUUGCGCGACGAAACGCUCGUGACUAAUGCCAUUAAUGAAUCCGAGGCUUUCCUGGCAAAGUCAUAUGAAAUUGAGCAAGUUAUAGAUCAGAGUAUGCGCAAUUACAAAGCAUUUUUCCGAUGGUUGUACGUAGCUAUUCUCCAAUUAACAGAUGAAAAAGCACCAUCGGAAGUGAGCCGCGUAAGUCAGCAGGAAUUAACGUUCAUCGCCGAAUUUCUGAAUGGUUUUGACAAAAGCAUGCCGAGAACGAAUGGCAGGAUAAAUCUAGAAAAAUUAGGCCAAUAUCUGCGUCGCGAAAAUCUGCAAACACCGUUGACCUCGGAAGGAAGUGAAUGGGCCGCUUUGCUCGAGACGAAUGACUGCUUACGCAAUUAUGCGCAUAUAGUGAAGCAGGAUUUUAAUUUAUCUUUAUUACAGUCUCAUACAAAAUUAGUCACUGCUGUGGAAAAUGUUUUCGCAGAAGCUUAUCAGGGUUUAGUCGAGCAUUUUACAAUGGUUUCAAUCUCUCUACCGUCUUUUACAUCUCUCAUAUCCUCGCAGAUUGUAACGAACAACGGAAAUCUCUUAUUAGCUAUGAGUGAUGCUGACAACAAAAUUUUGAAACUUUUUAAUAUCGAAUAUUCAUCUACAGAACCUGCAUCUCUUGGUUCAAAGAUGGUUGCGAUAGAUGUGAAUCAUAAGCAAGGAGAAAGCACGGAUACUGUGAUAGUAGAUUUGCAAUUUUACUCACAAGAUUAUCUUAGUUUACUUAUAUUAAACAAACAGACUUAUGCAUCAUCUCUCUUGCAAGUGCCAUUGCAAAACAUACCUACCCUGUAUCAAGACAAUACGGUAACUUUGGUUGAUAUCAUUGGUGCAACAUGGCCAAAACCGUUUCAGGGAAUAUCCGCGAGACGACUAGCAGUUAGCGGUCCUCGAAAAGUAGCUGCUAUUUUAGCAGAAAAUAAUAGAAAGAUCCGUUUACUCGAGACUGAAGCAGAACCCGAUGAGGAAGAAGAUGAGGAAGAGGAAGUUUUAGAAAAUAUGGAUACACAUAUCCCCACAGAAUAAUAAUACAAAAACGGUCUAAAAUCGCCAGAAAAAAUUUUUUCGUACAUCAUUAUAAUACUUAUACUGCACGUAAGAUAUAUAUAAGAUAUAUAUACUAUAUUUUAAAUUAUUAUUAUGUUCAUUUUUAUAUGCCCCCCCUUCACUUUCAUUCGUAAAAUAUUGAUUAUUUUGAUUUAAAAUAUAUUCGAAUUUCACUAUCUACAUAAUAUAAUGCAAACAUUUGUAGCGCAAAUUUAGCAAGGAAAGAAAUUAAAUAAAAUAAUAUACAGAUAGUCCUCU
Formica exsecta is the source of this 2496-nucleotide messenger RNA. It is a transcript of the gene APC4, whose product is annotated as anaphase-promoting complex subunit 4. The transcript is spliced from 9 exons. NCBI's taxonomy places the organism in Eukaryota, Metazoa, Arthropoda, Insecta, Hymenoptera, Formicidae. The coding region runs from base 100 to 2217 and encodes 705 amino acids. Gene Ontology annotation, biological process: anaphase-promoting complex-dependent catabolic process; protein K11-linked ubiquitination; positive regulation of mitotic metaphase/anaphase transition. Gene Ontology annotation, cellular component: anaphase-promoting complex; nuclear periphery. Gene Ontology annotation, molecular function: protein binding. The record is from RefSeq and is a predicted model, not a curated record.